UAUUAUUCUAGAUUGCUUACUCGGCCAAGUUAUUAGAAGACAAAUCUUCCUCUCAAAUUCUCCAGUCUCCAUUACAUUUCCCAAAUUUCAACGGUGUUGGAUAUUAAAUAAUGAAUACAGUAUCGUUAUUAUAAUCACUAAUCUUCCAAAAAAUGGCGUUGUUACGUUUACUCUGUUUCUCUCUGUUCAUCGUCUCCGCCAUCAUCAGCUGCCAUGCCCUCCAGAUCGGAGUUUACUGGGGACAGGGUCAGAAUGAAACCACCCUCUUUGAUACUUGCGCCACCGGCAAUUACCAAAUCGUCAACAUAGCCUAUCUCAGUUCAUUUCAUACACGUGGAAAUGGAACGCUUAAUUUACCGGGCCACUGCGAUCCAACCACCGGCGACUGUACUAAAUUGAGCAAAGAAAUCAAGUCAUGUCAAGCCUUGGGCAUCAAGGUUUUCCUCUCCAUUGGCGGCGGUGCCGGUAGCUAUACUCUGAAUUCCACCAACGAUGAUGAUGCCACCAACGACGCCUUAUACUUAUGGAACAAUUUCCUCGGCGGCAAAUCAAGUUCCCGUCCUUUAGGAGAGGCCGUACUGGACGGCAUUGACUUCGUUGCCGCAUGGGAUCAGUCAGCGAAGCAUAGAGAUAAGCUUGCAAGAGCGUUAAUGAAAUACAAGGAACAGAGUAGGAGUAAAAUUUACUUAUCCGCUGCUCCAGAAUGUCCCUUCCCUGAUGCGGAUCUACAGCCUGCUAUCAACACAGGAGUCUUUGAUUACGUUUGGGUUCAAUUUUUCAACAAUCCCCCCUGCGAUUACUCGCAUGGAAGUCUUGAUAACUUGCUGGCUAGUUGGACUAAGUGGACAGAAAUAAAUGCAGGCGAAGUGUUUGCGUUAUUGCCUGCGGCUCCACAAGUGGCAUUUUCGGGAUAUAUUCCUCCUGAUGCGGUGAGAAGUCUAGUGUUACCGGAGCUUAAGCGCAAUUCAAAAUUUGGGGGAGUGAUUUUGUGGUCUAGGGAAUAUGACAGAGGGUAUAGUUCAAGCAUCAGCCAACAGGUAUGUGGAUCGGCGUGGAGUGACACGACGAGUGAUAUGGCGUUGCUCCCCAUGGGCAGUAAGUAUGGCGAUACACAAGGAUUUAGAACUUGUAGAGGAACUUGUAUGCUUUGAAUAUGCUCAAAUUGAUAAUAUAGUUGAAUCAUGUUCAAGUUUACUCCUAGAUUGUCUUUUUAUUAGAAUCAAAGUAAAUUUUACUUCUCUCAAACCUCUUAUCAUGCUUCAAUAUUGUUAGAACCCUCGAAAUUAUCUCAAUCUCGUUCUUUUUGUGGUAA
This is a messenger RNA of Cucumis melo (muskmelon), 1312 nucleotides long. Its product is annotated as acidic endochitinase-like. The coding region runs from base 153 to 1151 and encodes 332 amino acids. The record is from RefSeq and is a predicted model, not a curated record. Gene Ontology annotation, biological process: carbohydrate metabolic process. Gene Ontology annotation, molecular function: chitinase activity. NCBI's taxonomy places the organism in Eukaryota, Viridiplantae, Streptophyta, Magnoliopsida, Cucurbitales, Cucurbitaceae. The transcript has a single exon. Gene Ontology annotation, cellular component: extracellular region.